Messenger RNA from Cinara cedri, 4049 nucleotides. The record is from the annotation of a GenBank genome assembly. NCBI's taxonomy places the organism in Eukaryota, Metazoa, Arthropoda, Insecta, Hemiptera, Aphididae.
CAAAAUUUGAUAAUACUACUGCGAUUUCCGACGACCGAGGUCGGCCCCGUUCCUGUGCAAUUAUUAUUAAAUAGAUUCUUAAGUUUAUAUUUCAUUGUGAGAUAAAUUCAUGUACUCGUUUUUCUAAAUUUUUUCUAUUCAUAUAUUUAUAUAGUUUGACUGCAGGAUGAAAAUGAUCGGUAAGCUACCCGACUGUAACGUAAUGUAUUACAUUUGCACAUAAUACAUUAUAGUUUAAGUAUUUAGUCAACAAUACCUAUAUAUUAUUAUAAUAUGUGUUGAGUAAAAAAUUAAUUAAUUAAUUAUUUUGAACGAUAGUUUUUACAAUGGACAACAGUUGUAUACUGCUAAAGAAUUGUAACAUCGUGGACUGUUUCUCAUACCUUUUUUUUUUUUAUUGUCAAAUAUUUUUCAUGUAUAAAAUAGUUACAAUAUUUAAUAUUAUAUUAUUUUAAAGAAUAUUAGUUAAUAAUAUCUAAUUGUGCUAAUACUAAUACAAAAUUAAUUUAGGCCGCCCAAGUCAAAUCAUUUCAGCUACUAAAAGUAUAAACAGUCUUUUAAAAAAUCCUGCAAUCACACAAAUUUGUCUUAAAAAUGAAUCAACAAAAGUCCAACCGGUGUCCCAAGACACAAAUGUGGAAGGUUUGUUAACUAUUUCAUUUAUUUCAGUGUUGUUUAAAUAUUAAUGAAACUUUUUGUGACCUGUACAUUUAUUUCAUUUAUCAUAUUGACAGAAAAACCAUAUCGCCCAUAUUCACCUUUUCAAAAAACAAAUAACAUGGCCGAAUAUGCUGUUGCUCGUUUAGAUGAUGUUUUGAACUGGGGCCGUAAGGUAAUGAAUGCUUAUUUUUCUAGCUACUUGAAUUGUACAUUUAUUUAAUCAUUUGUUCUUUAGCACUCAUUAUGGCCGUUAACCUUCGGGUUAGCUUGUUGCGCUGUGGAAAUGAUGCACAUUGCUGCGCCUCGAUAUGAUAUGGAUCGAUAUGGUGUUGUUUUUCGUGCGUCUCCUCGUCAAGUUGAUCUUAUUAUAGUUGCAGGGACAUUAACAAAUAAAAUGGCACCAGCCCUAAGAAGAGUUUACGAUCAAGUAGGGUUGAUGUUAAUAAUGUACUAUUUUUAUUAUUUCACUGUUUCCCUUUAAACUUACAUAGAUGCCUGAUCCUAAAUGGGUCAUUUCAAUGGGAAGCUGUGCUAAUGGCGGUGGAUACUAUCACUAUUCAUAUUCUGUUGUAAGAGGAUGCGAUAGAAUUAUCCCUGUUGAUAUUUAUGUACCAGGUAAUAUAAUGUUUGUUCAUUGAUUGUAUAUUGACUAUUGUGUGUUAAAUUUUAAAUAUAUAUAGUAUAAGUAUGGAUAGAGUAUAAGUAUAGAGCAUGGAUUUAUAUCCAAUAAAAAGUAUUAAAAUGCUAUAUGAUAUCUAGUAAAAAUGUUAAAAAUAUGUAAUAUAAAAAAACAUCCUAGAAUAAUGGGGACGGGUGCAGCCACUGUUAUAGAUAAUUUAAUGUAUAUCUGUAAGCAAUAAUAAAGUAUUUCUUACAAAAAACAAUUCUGAGCAGAGCUCCAUUGAUAGUGAUGCUUUGUCAACAAUAUAUAUUUCAUUUUAUAGUAAAAUAAUUAAAUAGGCUUUAUAUAUUUUCUAUAUAAUAUAAUAUAAUAAUAUUUGUUUCAUGUUGUACCGGUAUUCCCAUGUUUUAUCCUGAUUUUUCAAAUUUGAUGAGAAAACUCUUGAGAAAAUCGAAAAAUUAUCCCUUUAAAGUACCUCGCUACUGAAAUAUCUUUUUAGAAACAUUGCUAUCUUUAAAAAUUGGAGCAAAAGUGCUGGUAAAAUAGUUGUGCACAGAAAAAAAAAGGCCGUUAUAUAUUUUAACUUAUACCUACAUUUAUUGUAUUUUCCCGUUUUUUUUUUUCAAAUUUGAUGAGAAAAUCGAAAAACUACCUCCUAAAGUACCUUCUCACGCCGAUUUUCUUUCAGAAAAGGUACUACACUUUUUGCUAUGCACAUUUAUUCAAAAUAUUACAAAUAUUUAAAUUAAUUUAAAAUUAUUAUGUAUCAUAAACAUAUUAAAAAAAACAAAAGAUAGAUUGUGACACUUAUAUACUUUUGACAUUUUUUUAAAUACUUACUUAGCUCUUCCAAUUCUGUAUUCUAUUUCUAAUGACAUUUUCUAAACUUAUUUUCAAUCUUUAUUUAUUUUUUACAUGUUCUACUCUAAUUUUUAAUCAUUAAAUGUCUUACGAUAAAAUGAUUCUUAAUUAAUUUAUAUUGUUGUAUACAACAUUAUUAAUUUAAAAUUUGGUUUUAAAUGAAAAUGUUGAGGUUUUAGUCACAUCUUAUCAAAAUAUUGAUUGUUUAUCAGAUAUAUUUUCAUUUUUUGUUACUUAAGUAUUUAAUGAAAUAACAACCUAUUAGAAAGAUAAAAAAAUCAAUGAUCGUUGAUUAUACAUAAUAUAAUGUACUAUCUAUAUUAUGCAUUGUAUAAUCAAUGGUAAUAAUAUAUACUAACUACUAAUAGUUCUUUAUGUAUUUAUUAUUCUUGAUUUAAACUUCAAUAUUGUGAUAUUAAUACAUGAUUGGUCUUUAGGUUGUCCACCUACCGCAGAAGCAUUGAUGUAUGGUAUACUACAGUUGCAGAAAAAAAUUAAAAGAAUGACACUUGCCCAAAGCUGGUACAGAAAGUAAAUUGUAGUUUAUAAUAACAUUUUUGUUUUGUGUAUUACCUGUUUACAUUUUGUAAAAAGUUACUAGUCAUAACAUAUUAUAAUUAUGUUAUGGUGGUAUAGAUACUAUAGUUAUAGCUGCAAAAUAUAACAUCAAUUUGCAUUGUUCAUCUUCAUGUUAUUACAAUUUUUUGUUCAUGUGUAUAAUCCUAUGAUACACUGAGCUUUAAUUAAAAUUUUAAGUUACGCUUAAUGUAUAAUUACUCAUAGUUUGAUAUCACUAUAACCUAUAUUAUACAGAGUGGUCAAUCUUUUGUAAGACACUCAUUAUUUUAGAAAGUAUUACAUUUUUUGAGAAUAUUUUUAUAGAACAUUUAAGAAACAAGUAGCUCUACAAUUUCAUAUUCAUAUAAUUUUUUGUCACUCUUAUUUUUGGGGUAAAACCAUUACCUAAUUUUGAUUUUCAAAUCGCAACCUAAAUAAAAAAUCCCAUCAAUAGAUAAUACUCCAUUAGUUAAAAUAAAUUUUAGUGUUGACAUUUUUGAUUUCUGUCAAUCAGUUGGCGAGAUAUUCUACUAAUCCACUAAAUAAGUUUGGGUCGUGGAAGAUUAGUGGCGUAUUAUUAAAAUAUGCUCCAUCAAAUUGACAGAAAUCAAAAAUCUCAACACUAAACUAUAUUUGAACUUUUCAAGCACCUUAUAAAAAAUGUAUAGAAUACUCUAUGAGUUUACUUUACUUUAUAAGUUAUAAUAGUAUUUAAACAGAUCUAUGAUACCUAUUUUAAAAUUAACUGUCAAUAAUUGUUGAUGAGGUAGAGGACGAAGCAAAACAAGUGAAUGGAAGAAAUUAAUUGCAAGAAACCCCCAGAUUUAUUAUGCAAAACCAUGUUUCAUUUUCACUUGCAUUGGCCUGCACUAGUUAGAUUUUAGCUCAUCAAAUCUGGUUACAACACCCCCCUCCCCCCACUGGCUACGCCACUGAAGAGGAAAGUUACUUUUAGCUAAUUUUAAUUUUGAAAUUCUUUUGAUAAAAUUCAAGGCGUGAGAACCUAUUUCACUGGGUGGGAGGAGUGAAUUAAUUUCAAAAAAGGUAUUCGUGUAGUUACCUACGUUAAUCUCAGUACGAAAAUUAUUUACUGUCUAAAAGACUAAAAACUGAUGUAUCUAUAUUCCAUAAUGAUUGUUCAGAUACAGUUAUUACGUUAUGUACAGUCAUGUUUGCCGUAUUUGACCGUGAUGUGCAAUCGCAUAGCCAAUAAACAAAGCUUUAUAGUAUAUGAUACAGUAUAACGCGUACAUCGUUAUAUAUAAUAGUGUAAAAAUAUUUAAUUAAAAAAAAUGCGAAACAAUAGUAAUCGUAGCGGAAGCGGUAAAAAAUUUAGUUAACGUUUUUU